This is a messenger RNA of Tarenaya hassleriana, 964 nucleotides long. RefSeq names its product calcium-binding protein CML37. Bases 251 to 865 code for a protein of 204 amino acids. The transcript has a single exon. NCBI's taxonomy places the organism in Eukaryota, Viridiplantae, Streptophyta, Magnoliopsida, Brassicales, Cleomaceae. The record is from RefSeq and is a predicted model, not a curated record. Gene Ontology annotation, molecular function: calcium ion binding.
UCGUUAUCAACUUGACCUCUCCUGUUCCUCCCGGAACUGCGGAGGAAGCUUCCUUCCCGGUUCCACAGACUCGAACAAAAACUGGAACACGAACAAGACUCGUGUCUUUAAAUAUUCUCUCCGAUUCCUUCCCGUGAUUUUCAAAACCGUAUUAAAAACCGGUGAAAUAACGCAUUGACAUGUCUGCGUCUGCAUACAUAUAAAUCAAUCUCUGCAGAUCAAAGCUGAAUUCGAUCCAAAAUCAGAAUCAAUGUCUUUUCCGGAGAAGACCCAGAAUUCAGAAUCCAUUUCUCUGUCGGAGAAGACCCAGAAAUCCCCGUUGGGCAGGUUGUACAAGAAAUUUUCCCGGAAAAGAUCAGAUCCCGGAAAAUCUCAGACCCAAUUAGACGAGACGAGGAACAGCAGUUGCAGCAGCAAUGGAAGCAGCCAGAUCAGCGCCGAGGAGUUAAGAGCGGUGUUCGAUUACAUGGACGCGAACUCCGACGGGAGAAUCUCGGCGGCGGAGCUUCAGACCUGCGUGGGCCUACUCGGCGGCGCGUUCUCCGCACGCGACGCUGAGGAGGCGGUGAAGAUGGUGGAUUUGGACGGAGAUGGGUUCAUGGACUUCGCCGAGUUCCUGAGAUUGAUGGAAGGAGAAGGAGAGAACAGUUACGGGGAGGACGAGCGGAGGAGGGAGCUGAAGGAGGCGUUCGGUAUGUACACGCCGGAGGGAGACGAGUUCAUCACGGCGGCGAGUCUCCGGCGGACGCUGAGUCGACUCGGCGAGUCGAGGACUGUCGAUGACUGCAAGGCAAUGAUUCGGGCGUUCGAUAAGAACGGGGAUGGGGUCCUUAGCUUCGACGAGUUCUUUCUCAUGAUGCGUUAGAUUUUGGAUUUUGGGGAAUUUGCGAGAGAAUUUAUUCGAAUUUGAUUGUGUAAAAAAUCUUAAUCUUAAUCUUUCUAAAUACAAAACCUUGCGUUACAA